UAUGUUGGUAUUUUCACAGAAGUUCUUUUAAGACAAUCCUGGCGAUGUGUUCAAGACUAGUGAUGAGACAUAUGUGUUUUCAUAUCUGUUAAUAAUUUUGCAAACUGAUAUCUAUAAUAAGUCAGUCAAAACGAAAAUGACAUUUUAACAAUUUUGCAAAUCUUCAAAAUUAUCUAUGGAAAGAGAUUUAGGAGAGGAAUAUUUGAGAUAUUGUUAUGAUUAGAUCUUGUAAGAACCCUUGGCCAUUCAUUCCAGUAUUGAAAAGUAGUAGAAUUCUCAAAUCAACUGGAUGAAUUUAGAGAGAAAAUCUUUGCAAUAGAAAAUCUAUAUCUUUAUGCCUCGAAUAGAUUAUAUCAAACUAUUUAUGGAAGUGUUUUGGCCAGCUUUAUUUGUUAAUUUGAAUGUAACUAUUGAGAGAACAGAAAAUGUUUAGAUAAUCUCAAUCGCUAUGCAAAAUGCAACCUACACACUCUAAUUAAUGAGCAUGGUGGGCAUUUGCGAUCUAUGCUAACAAUUCAUAUAAUGGUUAUGCUAAUUAGCUUCUUUGGAGAACAAAUAGUUGAAAUAAAAAAAUUAUAAGGCUCUACAGUGCAUCAUAGAUUUGGCAAUAAAGAAUGGGAAUGCUUUAAAGAAUAAUUGGAGACCAGUUCUGGAAAUCAUUAGUUCAAUUAAUUAUUUACUCAAUGAGAAAUAAAAAGGGAAAAUCCUUUAGGAACCUUUGGAGAGCAUCAGCAAGAAUAUUCAAAACAUAAUUGAUAUAUCUAGCAUUGAUAAGGUGAUGUAGAAUACCAGUAAUAUGGACUCUAGGACCAUAUUGGACUUCCUUUAAUCGUUAAUCGAUGUGUCUCUCAAUGAAAUUACAUUGCCAGAACCAAGGAUCUUUAGUUUAUAGAGAUUAGUGGAGGUGACUAGUUUUAACAUGGAUAGAAUAAGAUUGAUAUGGAUGCAGAUUUGGAAUCUAUUGAAGGCUCAUUUCGUAACAGCCGGCAUUCAUUCCAAUUCUGAUAUAUCUUUGUAUGCUUGUGACUAACUGAAACAAAUGAGUGUAAAGUUUAUUUAACAAUAUGAGCAUAACAACUUUAAAUUCUAAAUGGAAUUUUUACAACCUUUUGAAUUGAUUUAUGCUCAAACAUCAUUUUCAGAAGUAAAAGAAUUUAUUUUGUCAUGUAUGAGGAUGUUGGCUCACAUGUGUUAUUAUAAAUUGAAGAGUGGAUGGAGAGUAGUUUUCAAGAUAAUCAAUUAAUCUCUUUAAGAAUCAAUAGUAUUGGUAAACAUAUCAAUAGAUGUCUUAAAUAAAGUAUUCAGUGAGGACCUAAUCAAUUUAAAAGACAUCUUUGAUGAAAUCGAUUAAACAUUCUAGUUUCUCUUUAAUCGAGAAGAAUAACAUGUAUUAUUGAAGGGAAUUGAAUUUGUUCAAAAUGCAGUAGAAUCAUUAAUGAAACAUGACAACAAUUUCUAUUAUGCAUUCUGGAUGCAAUCAUUAGCUCAUAUUUGCAAUUUAUUCUAAAACAAUCAGUAGUAAAUUUAAGAGUAAGCAAUCUAAUCAUUCUUCAAGAUAUUGAAAUCAAACACACAAAACAUCAAAGGACAUUAAUAUGUAUAAAUAAUGAAGGGAAUGAUGAAAGAAUUAUUUGUCUCCCUAAGCAAAGCCAAAAAAGAAAUAUGCCAAAUGGCUCAUAAAAGUCUAUUGGAAUUAGUGUUUGAUCAUGACAUAAAGGAAGCCUACAAUGAAAUAUCAACCAUUUUAUUAAAUAGUACAUUCUAAACCAACGAAUAUUUGGCAAAGACAAGUGUGAUGACUUUUAAAUAGAUCAUUAUUAAGGAGGGAUAGAAAUUGGAUUGGAACUAGACCAUUUAAAUUUUGGAUCUAAUGGUUUAAAAUACAACUCCAAAUGUUCUAUUUGAAGCAGCUCAAUUGGAUUAAUCAAUUAUUGACGACUUAUUAAGUUUAAAUCUACCUAAAAAUCAAAUUAAAUUGAAUUCUGAUUAAUUAACUCUGAAAUGCAUCUUAUAAUUAAUGUUGAUUGAUAUCAUCCAAGAUAUAGUAGAUCAUCACAUUAAAUUACUUAAUGAAAAGACCUAUCAAUAUCUAUUAACUAUUGCAUAGAAUCUAUAUAAGAUGUCAUUUAGAUUUAAUAGGUAAAUUAAAUUAAGAUAUUUUUUAUAACAAUAAGGAUUUAUGCCUAAUUUAUAAUAAUUACCUGGAUUGAUCAAAUAAGAAAAAUCAUCAGCAAUUGGUAUUCUGAAUUUACUGCAUAAAUAAUCAUAAGUGAAUGAAGAAUUGCUCAAAGAUUUGAUUUAAUUUAUUAUCGAAAUUUUAGAGGACACUAAGGUAUUAGGUUAGAUACAAGUUAAUAAUCAAUUCAAAGGAGAAUUAGAGAAAAUUAUUAUCAAUAAUCUAUCCAUAAUCCAAGUGAGUGUAAUACCAAUUUUAAAUGCCGUAGACUUAUAAAAAGUAAUGAUAUUUAUUACAUAUUGUAGAUUCAAGAUAAAAUAAAAUCUUUGUUAAGUUAUUUUGUUCAAUUGCCAUCUUGUUAUUCACUAUUAGUGAGUCAAUGUCCACAUUGUUAAACUUGUCCAUAUAAAUGUAUGCAGAAGUAAGAGUGGAAGAAGCUUUUUGAACAAAUCCAAUAAUUGUAGUUGAAAUUGAUAAGUUAAAUAUGA
Molecule: messenger RNA, 2664 nt
Organism: Paramecium octaurelia
Lineage: Eukaryota; Ciliophora; Oligohymenophorea; Peniculida; Parameciidae
Source: the annotation of a GenBank genome assembly